UGGCUGUCUUUAACAGAGUAUCUCGUCGAUGACGAAGGGCUGUGCGGCCCGGUUAUUUGGACACGUUUGUGGUUAUCAAGUUUGACAAUAAACAUCGCACUACGUUGUAUGACUUGGAGUUAACGAUUCGCCAGCAUGGGUGGGUUACUCAGUUAUUUUCGUAACCUGCUCGGUAGCCGCGAGAUGCGUAUUCUGAUUCUAGGUCUGGACGGCGCCGGCAAGACUACGAUUUUGUACAGGUUGCAGGUAGGCGAAGUAGUAACUACAAUACCAACCAUAGGAUUCAAUGUAGAACAAGUUACUUACAAAAACUUAAAAUUCCAAGUAUGGGAUCUCGGUGGUCAAACUAGUAUACGACCAUACUGGAGGUGUUACUAUUCAAACACAGAUGCGAUAAUUUAUGUGGUAGAUUCAGCUGACAGAGAUAGAAUAGGCAUAUCAAAAGAUGAAUUAAUUCUCAUGUUACAAGAAGAAGAAUUACAAGGUGCAAUUUUGGUGGUAUUAGCGAACAAACAGGAUAUGGCAGGAUGCCUUAGUGUUGCAGAAGUCCAUCAAGCCCUCGGAUUGGAUGCUCUAAAAAAUAGAACCUUUCAAAUUUUUAAAACUUCCGCGACAAAAGGUGAAGGGCUCGAUCAAGCAAUGGACUGGUUGUCAAACGCGUUACAAAGUAGAAAAUGAUUAUUAUUACAUCAGCAUAAUUCAUAUUCGAGCCUUACAAGGGGACUAGUCACAAGACUGUCACUUUGAACGUGUCGCCGGAUUUCCACCGGACCACGAUGUUCUGUUUAUUUAUUAUAAUUAUUCUAUUUUAAAUAUCUUUUGCAAUUUAUACAGCAAAAGUAUUCACGAAAUUAUUGUAUUCUCCAUAAUGCUGAAUGCGCAAUAAGAUAAUUAUUUUAUCUUUCUAUGUGAUUUAAAAAAAAUAACUUUAGAGAAUUCUUUCCACUUAGAUUCUUCACACUAAUAGAUAUCUCAUAUGUUACUGCUACAUAUGCAUAACAAUUAGUUCAUAAUUUGUUUAAAAUAAUUGUCCUAUUUAUUUAAUCUCAAUGAUAAAUGAACUCAAAUUCAAUCCAUAAAAUUGUAAAUUAUGCAUUUGUAAUGAGAACACAUGCAUAUUGAUAUCAAAUAAAAUAUACAAUUAUGAAUACCAAAUCGAGAUAAAUUUUCGAAAAAAGUUUGGCAACAAAAAGUUAACAAAAAAUUUGUAAAACAAGAAUAAUUCAAUACAAAUCAUAUCUAUGCAUAUAAAAAUGAUAUUUCGAUGUAUCUCAAAUUGUGAAAUACUUUUUCCAAACAUGAUAAAAUAAAUAUAUAAUGAAAUUCAUUGCGGAUGGGGUACAAACAUAAUAUCAUAUAUCAUAUUACUAUUUAUAAAAAUUACACAACAUAAGUAAAAUAAAGUUAAGACUACUGCGAAAAUGUCGCAAUAUUAAAAAUGAUACCACCAUCAAA
Messenger RNA from Nylanderia fulva, 1455 nucleotides. It is a transcript of the gene Arl1, whose product is annotated as ADP ribosylation factor-like 1. Lineage: Eukaryota; Metazoa; Arthropoda; Insecta; Hymenoptera; Formicidae. Gene Ontology annotation, molecular function: GTP binding; GTPase activity. The record is from RefSeq and is a predicted model, not a curated record.